CGGUCACGAAAAAUUGAAAUUUGAACAUUUACAACGCACAACCGAAGACAAGCAAAACACACACUCACUCUCUUCUGUUCUAUCCACACGCUGUUCCGCCGCAAGAUUGCUAUUUCUUCUUGUAAUUUCAAGAUUUUCUCAGUUCCCAAACACCCAAAACUCUCGACCCCAUGGAAGAUAUACAAAUCAACAUUCUUGGCCAAGAUCCAGAAACUUUUACUUCAGAACCCUAUGUUUCUAGGGUUUCUGAUUGGGAUAAACCCUUGAAUCAUGGAAAUAAAGACCUGCCCAGGGACGAGGACGAUGAAUCUUCAGUAGAUUGUAUGGUUUGUGAUUCGAGUUCCAGGCUGAUUUUAAAUGGGUUUACGAGGCCGAAUUGUAAAGAUUGGUUUAUUGAAUCAGAGGAAGUCCUGAUGUUUGUGAAUGCUGGAGGGGAUGCUGCAAUAGAAGCAGAUUCCACUAUAAGGUUUAUGGCUGAUACCUGUUUUCAAGGAGGAGAUAUAUUCCAAACUGACGAGCACAUAACUGGGGGCGGAGAUUAUGCAUUUAUAUACCGGUCAGCACGACUAGGAAAUUUCUGUUAUCGGUUUGACAAUUUUCCUCCUGGAGAAUAUUAUGUUGAUCUUCAUUUCGUAGAGAUUAUAAACACUUAUGGGCCUAAAGGAAUGAGGGUAUUCAAUGUAUUCAUGCAGGAUGAGAAGAUCCUGUCGGACUUUGAUAUCUUCUCCAUUGUUGGAGCCAACAAGCCAUUGCAGUUGGUUGAUUCAAGGGUUUCUGUUAAGGAUGAUGGCCUGAUUGUAAUAAGGUUUGAAGGGGUCAAUGGAAGUCCUUUGGUUAGUGGGAUCUGCAUAAGGAGAGCAUCAAAGUCGUCAGCUUUACAGGUGAAACAUGAAUAUCUUGUAUGCAGCAACUGUGCUGCUGAGAUAGAUGUUCCUUCAGCUCAGAAGAAAGUCAUGCAAAUGAAAUCAACUGCCAAGUAUGAGAAGAAGAUACAAGAGCUGAGUACCCAGUGCCAACGCAAGACAGAUGAAUGUUAUCAGGCCUGGAUGUCCUUAACUGCUGCAAAUGAGCAGCUAGAGAAGGUUAGGAUGGAACUUGACAAUAAGUUGUUCCAGACAUACUCUCUUGAUGAAACUGUGGAGAAACAAGCUGAAAAGCUGAGGAAUAUUUCUAGCAGGUAUGAGCAUGAUAAGAAGUUUUGGGUUGCCGCAGUUAAUAAUUUAGAGGAGAAGAUAAAGGUGAUGAAAGAGGAGCAUUCUCAACUCUCUCACGAAGCACAUGAAUGCUCUGAUUCAAUUCCUGAAAUGAAUAAAAUGGUUUUCGCAGUUCAGUCCUUGGUUGCACAGUGUGAGGAUCUAAAAGUCAAGUACAGUGAAGAGCAAAGAAAGAGAAGGAAACUAUAUAACGAAGUUCAGGAGGCAAAAGGAAACAUCAGGGUAUUUUGCCGAUGCCGUCCUUUAAGCAAGGCAGAGGUCACAGCUGGGCAUGAAACAGUUGUGGACUUCGAUGCAGCCAAGGAUGGGGAACUUGGGAUCCUGAGUGGUGGUUCUACCAAAAAGACCUUUAAAUUCGACCGCGUUUACACACCAAAAGAUGAUCAAGUUGAUGUGUUUGCGGACGCUUCUCCAAUGGUGAUGUCAGUGUUGGAUGGCUAUAAUGUCUGUAUCUUUGCUUAUGGGCAAACAGGAACAGGAAAAACGUUCACAAUGGAGGGUACUGAGCAAAACCGAGGUGUCAAUUAUAGGACUCUAGAGGAAUUGUUCAAAAUUGCUGACGAAAGGAGAGAAACUUUUACCUACAAUAUAUCUGUUAGCGUGCUUGAAGUCUACAAUGAGCAAAUUAGGGACCUGCUGGCUGCAUCACCAACAUCAAAGAAGUUGGAGAUAAAACAAGCUUCUGAAGGGUUUCAUCAUGUUCCUGGAAUAGUGGAAGCCAAAGUAGAGAACACAAGCCAAAUCUGGAGUGUACUGCAGGCUGGAAGCAGUGCCAGGGCUGUUGGAUCCAAUAACGUGAAUGAGCAUAGCAGCCGUUCUCAUUGCAUGCUUUGUAUAAUGGUAAGAGCAAAAAACUUGAUGAAUGGUGAAUGCACCAAUAGCAAGCUUUGGCUUGUGGAUUUGGCAGGCAGUGAGAGGCUUGCAAAAACUGAUGCGCAAGGGGAUCGCCUCAAGGAAGCUCAAAAUAUCAAUAGAUCACUUUCAGCUCUUGGAGAUGUGAUAUCAGCUUUAGCAACUAAAAGUAGUCAUAUUCCAUACAGGAACUCUAAGCUGACACAUCUACUUCAGCAUUCAUUAGGGGGUGACUCUAAAACCUUAAUGUUUGUGCAAAUCAGCCCUUCAGAGCAAGACUUGAAUGAGACUCUGAGUUCAUUGAACUUUGCGACCCGGGUUCGAGGGGUUGAGUUGGGUCCUGCAAAAAGGCAAAUUGACACAAGUGAGCUUCAGAAAAUGAAAAUGAUGCUUGAUAAAGCAAGGCAGGAAUCCAGAUUCAAAGAUGAAUCCCUGAGGAAGCUAGAGGAUAGUUUACAAAACUUGGAAAGUAAGGCCAGAGGCAAGGAUCAGUGUUACAAAAACCAACAAGAGAAGAUUAAAGACCUUGAAGGCCAGAUAGCAUUACUGAACCAGUCAGAAAAGCAAGUCUUGCAUUUGUCAGAGAGAUUGAAGGGGAAGGAUGAAAUUUGCACUUGUCUUCAACAAAAGGUAAAAGAGCUGGAGAACAAGCUUAAAGAGCUAGAGCAAUCAGAAUCUACGACUUACCAACAGGUCAAGGAUCUUGAAAACAGAUUGAAAGAACAAGUGAGACAGUCUGAGUCUUACUCUGUUACCCUUCAACAUAAGGUCAAGGAACUGGAGAUGAAACUGAAAGAGAAGCACGAACAGAACUCAGAGACCUUACUUCGUCAAAAGAUUAAGGAGCUUGAAGAUAAGUUGAGAGAGCAAGAACAAAAGUUUGGUUUCAAGCUAAGUUUGGAUUCCACUGAUGCAUUAGGAGCCACUCCACUUGAAGGAAAAUGCUAUGUAAGAUAUGAGACGAUGAAUGAUAUUGAGCACCACCAUAUUCUUAGGAGCUCAAACUCGAUAAACUGCCGAGAGAAAGAGAGUCAGGGGUCCACAUUGCUGAAAGGGAACAAAUCUCUUCAUGACAGAAGAAGGAAAUCAUCCAGGAAUGGUGAAACAGAAAACAAAAUCAGUUUAUCAACUUCCUUAAAUGAUAAUAAGGGCAGGAAAUCAGACCCCCCUAAACCAUUUGCUAGGAUUACAAGAACAGUCAAGCCUGUUUCAACUUCUCAAAGUCAAAGGCCAUUCACUCAUAGCCGAACCAGCAGGGAUGAGGUUCAAGGAAUCAAGGAGAGGGACACUAAGAAAAGGAUUUGGUCAAGGUGAAAUUAAAAAGCAAGAAAAGCCAAUUUGCAUUUCGUUGUCUUCGGGGCCAAAAAUUAUGUAAUAAUUGUGUUUUUCUUUUCCCUUUUUUAAUUUUUAGAUUUUAAUUGUUACAACUUUCUCAGCCUCUACUACUUUUUUUUAGAGGUGAAGAGUGAUUUUAUAAACUGAGAAAAAUGUUAAAAUGGAGUUAGCUUGGUGUUAUAGUACAAAUGCACAUUCCACA
This is a messenger RNA of Camellia sinensis, 3603 nucleotides long. Its product is annotated as kinesin-like protein KIN-14R. Gene Ontology annotation, molecular function: ATP binding; microtubule motor activity; microtubule binding. The record is from RefSeq and is a predicted model, not a curated record. NCBI's taxonomy places the organism in Eukaryota, Viridiplantae, Streptophyta, Magnoliopsida, Ericales, Theaceae. Gene Ontology annotation, cellular component: microtubule cytoskeleton. Gene Ontology annotation, biological process: microtubule-based movement.